This is a messenger RNA of Phalaenopsis equestris, 714 nucleotides long. RefSeq names its product seed biotin-containing protein SBP65-like. NCBI's taxonomy places the organism in Eukaryota, Viridiplantae, Streptophyta, Magnoliopsida, Asparagales, Orchidaceae. The transcript is spliced from 2 exons. Bases 65 to 631 code for a protein of 188 amino acids. The record is from RefSeq and is a predicted model, not a curated record.
AUCUCGACUUUACAUCACCCUGCACUCAAACCACACCUCCAUUUCUCUUCCACCAACAACCUCCAUGGCCUCCCAACAAGAAAGAACCUUCAACAACGUCCCCAGCGAAGAAGAAGAUAAACAGCCCCAAAACCAUGAAACCCCCACCAACACCACCACCACCACCACCAUAUCGCCUCAAGGCACGGUGCCAUACAGAGCCCAGGCACAACAGAAUUCCAUCGACUCCAUCAACGCCGCCGAAGAACGCUACGCAAAAGCAAAGGAAUCCGGCUCAGCAGCCUACCAACAUACCAAAGAUACCGUCGUUCAUGGCGUCGGCGCCGGAACUACUUACAUCGCCGGAAAAGGAUAUCAGGCGGCGGACUACGCUGUGGAGAAGGGGUUGCAGGGGUAUGAAAUCGCAAAGGAUGCGGCCAUCGCCGCCGCUCAGAAGGCGGCGGAGGUGUCCAAGCAGGCCGCGGUGAAGGCGAAGGAGGUGACUGUCAGUACAGGACAGUCUGCCAUGGAUUAUGUGAAGGGUAGCACAGGGGAGGUAAAGGAGACGCCUUUGGGAGGAGAGGGAAGAACAGAGGAGGUCGGCGAAGCUAAGGUGUUUCGUGCUGCAGGAGAAGGUUGCACAGCAGAGUGAAGGGGAGAAGGAGAAGGAGAAGGAGAAGGUAGUUUGACCAGAGAUUGACCGGAGAAGAGAAGGAGAACUGUUGAAGAGAAAAU